This is a messenger RNA of Anoplophora glabripennis (Asian longhorned beetle), 2419 nucleotides long. Its product is annotated as major facilitator superfamily domain-containing protein 6-B-like. NCBI's taxonomy places the organism in Eukaryota, Metazoa, Arthropoda, Insecta, Coleoptera, Cerambycidae. The transcript has 6 exons. Gene Ontology annotation, cellular component: membrane. Bases 1 to 2295 code for a protein of 764 amino acids. The record is from RefSeq and is a predicted model, not a curated record. Gene Ontology annotation, molecular function: transmembrane transporter activity.
AUGUGGGGCUCCCGGAGCCUGUGGGGCCCGGGGCUACAGCCCCUGCUAGCCACCUUGUUAAUCCGGCGCUGGUUCAAUUACGAUGUAACCCAGGACAGCUACCUGAUUACUCUCAUUACGUACGAUCUAUUCACAUUGAUGCUUUCCGUUUGCAACCGAUUCAGUUUAUGCACAAUAUUGGUUUUAUACCCUUACUUGACGAUUCAUAUGCGAGAAUUAGGAAUAAAUGUGGAGGAAACGGCUAUAAUGUCAGCUGUAUCACCAGCAGCAGCAAUCUUAAUGCCACCGUUAGCAGGCAUGAUUGCUGAUAAAAUAGGAAAUUUUAGGAUGCUACUAGCAACGUUUUCAGUAAUGGGCGGUGCUUCAGCUCUACUGCUACUACUAGUACCUGUCGGAAGAGUAACCCUUACAUUCCCUGAAAAGGUAGUACUAGGCGUUUCUUGCGAAGCAAAUACAUCACCUGUGCUAUCAUUAUACCAAGAAUAUCCAUGUGUACCUUUAAGUCGUGAUAAGUUAUUUAAUGCCGAUAUAAAAAUAGAAUCCUGUGGCUUCGCCUGUCAAUCUGUGCUCAAUGAAAAUUACACAAAUCAAAUAAUAGAAACCAAUUACUACAAGACGUUGAUAUAUGACUCUGAAAGCAAUACAACUCUAGACAAUAUUUUUUCGUUAGACGAAGCCGACAUACAUCAACCCGAACCCAUAUCAAAGUCGAGGAAUCAUAAAACUUUAAAAAACAACAUGAGAUACACUACGUCUAUUAGGAAGCUGUCAAAAAGUUCAUUUUAUUUUCCUUUCAAUUCUAUGUAUAAUUUUUCUUGUGGUGUUGAAAAUGAUACUAAUGUGAGUUGCAUUUUUGGAAGUCAGGAAAAACUGCAAGACUUCAAAAAAUUAAAAGAUCCCUUAAAUGUCGGAUUAACGUUACUGGAGAUGAACCAGAACGAUUAUGAAGAACAAAGGCAACUUUUUUCUGUACAGUACAUAGACAGUAAACACAGCAACAUUACAUGUAACAGAAACGAUUCAUUGAACAACAAACACGUAUCAGUGGUAAUACCUCUAACGUUAAGUGACACUAAAAUAAAACAGCUUGAUUUAAGCACCUGUUCUCCACGUUGUAUAGCCACGGCUCCCAGGAAACAAAUGUGUUCGAACAUGAAAACAGUAGUGGAAUUAGACAUGAGAGUAACCUUUUGGUCAUAUAUGUGUGUCCGUGUGUUUGUAAGUAUAGUCAGCGGUACGUCUUUCGCUAUGUUUGAAGGAGCAGUCAUAGCGAUCCUUAGGGAACACAAGGCUGACUAUGGACUGCAAAGGAUAUACGCUACUAUUGGCGGAAUGAUAAGUUCUCCAGUGUCGGGAUGGAUGAUAGAUUUUGCCAGUAAAGGAAAAGGAUACACAGAUUUUCGGCCGAUUUUCUUCUUGUACGCAGCAUUAAAAAUAGUGAGUGGCAUACUCAUGCUCUUCAUCAAUUUAGAAUUUAAGAAGGCAGCUUCAAGCGUAAUUAGUGAUGUUAUAUCGGUACUUAAAAAGUUGGAACUUAUAACCUUAUUUAUAUCCUGCUUAAUUUUAGGUUGCGCCUGGGGAUUCAUCGAGAGUUUCUUAUUCUGGCUUCUUGAAGACUUGGGUGGUUCAAAAUCUUUAAUGGGUCUAACCAUAACGGUAGGCGGUAUCGUCGGCAUACCGCUUUUAGUGCUAUCGGGCCCGCUCAUUAAAAAGUUGGGACAUGCCAAUGUGAUAUUCAUUGGUUUUAUAUUCUACGCCAUACGACUACUAGGGUAUUCGGUUAUAUACAACCCUUGGUUGUGCUUGAUAUUUGAAGCUAUGGAGUCCAUUACGUUUGGAUUGAGUUUUACAGCAGCAGUGACGUACGCAGCAAAAUUAUCAACUGUAACAACAGACACUAGUAUUCAGGGGAUGUUGGGAGGAUUGUAUUAUGGCGUUGGUAAAGGCGUAGGUAGCCUAAUCGGCGGAUACUCAAUAAAAUCUAUCGGUAUCCGCUCGACUUUCCAAGCUUUUUCCUUGAUGACAGCCAUUACAGGACUAAUUUAUUUUGCAUUCUACCACAUCUAUUUGAAGAAAAACCCUUCGCAAGGCACAGAUAUUACUAAAAAGGACGUAGAGACGGACAAGUCGGCACAAAUGGAGAAAACCGAAAUUGCCGACAUACAAGCAGACUUGCCUGUGGUGUAUGAAGAUGCAUUGUGUAAUCCCGCUUAUGAAACGACAGAAGUUGAAGAUGAAGAGGAUGAGAACGAAGAAACAGAUAAGAAACCUCGAAAUCAAAACGGUGAAAUUUAAUUUAGUUUAAUAUAGUUACUGUUAAUAAGUACAGUAUUAAUUUUCUUAGAUAUAUAAAUGUGUAAGUUCCUUUUUUAACCUCAAAUGGUGCUAAGCUAAAAUGUAUAUUGUAAAAACUCUACAA